Impatiens glandulifera is the source of this 2139-nucleotide messenger RNA. RefSeq names its product far upstream element-binding protein 2. Lineage: Eukaryota; Viridiplantae; Streptophyta; Magnoliopsida; Ericales; Balsaminaceae. Gene Ontology annotation, cellular component: cytoplasm. Gene Ontology annotation, biological process: regulation of gene expression. Gene Ontology annotation, molecular function: mRNA binding. Bases 105 to 2015 code for a protein of 636 amino acids. The record is from RefSeq and is a predicted model, not a curated record. The transcript has 6 exons.
ACACCUUUCUUUGUUUUCCCUAUCUCUGUUUCUCUAUCUAGGGUUUCCUGCAUCUUCUUUUUUAUUUUAUAGUUUGACAGCAGUCAGUUUCCAACUAGACGAAAAUGGCCGACGAUAUUCAGUACUCUUCCGGUGGAGAAUUGGUUAACAACAAAAGGAAGUACGAAGUCGACCAGUCACCGCCACCUCCUCCUCGUCGUGUCACUGGUUUCUCGGCUCCUAUUGCAUCCCAGUCGCCGGAUUCAGCCCCACUGCAGCCUUCUUACAACACCGUUCUCCCAAUCGUCGAUGGCGUUGAGCUCGCAAAGCAGAAGGCUCAAGAAAUUGCUAAUCGCCUCUACAGCAACGUCGACCAGAAGCGUCCUAGGGUUGAGAAUGGCGGCGGCUUUGAUUCAAUGGACGGUGGAGGGAAUAAGCCUGUGGUUCCAAUGAUGACUCCUCCACAACAAGCUUCUUCUUACAAUAAUUACCAGGGGACAAGCAAAAAGAUUGAAAUUCCUAAUGGAAGGGUUGGUGUAAUUAUUGGAAAAGCUGGGGAAACCAUCAAGUAUCUGCAAAUGCAAUCUGGUGCAAAGAUUCAAGUAACAAGGGAUGUAGAUGCAGACCCAAACUCUGGUUCCAGAGUGGUUGAGGUGAUGGGUAGUCCAGACCAAAUUGCUAAGGCUGAACAGUUGAUUCAUGAAGUUAUUAAUGAGGCUGAUAAAGGGGGUUCUGGAGUAGUUUCUAGAAGGGUAAAUGUUCAACAACCUGGUGCUGAUCAAUUUGUGAUGCAAGUUCCAAAUAACAAGGUUGGUCUUGUUAUUGGCAAAGGAGGCGAGAGCAUUAAAAACAUGCAGGCUAGAUCGGGAGCUCGUAUACAGGUCAUUCCUUUGCACCUUCCUCCUGGUGAUACAUCCACUGAAAGAACAGUACAAAUAGAUGGUACACCGGAGCAAAUAGAGGCUGCUAAACAGUUAGUCAUUGAAGUAACCAGCGAGAAUCGAUCUAGAAAUUCAGGAGGUUAUCAACAAGGUGGUGGCUACCAAGCCAGACCUCAGUCUAGUUGGGGGGGACCACCUUCAAUGCAACAGCAGCAACAACAACCUGGUUAUGGUUACAUGCAACAACCUGGAGCAUAUCCUGGUGGCCCAUCACCCCAAUAUAACAUGUCUCAGGCUUCAUAUUCUCAAUAUCCUCAACAAACAUCUUAUGGCGCUGCCGGUUGGGACCAGUCAUCUGCCCCUCAAAAUCAGGCUGGUAGUCAGGGAGGAAAUUACGAUUACUACAACCAACAAACUCAACAGCAGCAGCAAGUUUCAGGCGGUCAACCCGGUGGCCCUGCUGAUGCUUCUGCCGGUUAUGGUUAUGGUCAGGCACCUACAGCUGCCUCUGGCUAUGGUCAACAAGCUUAUACUCACGAUGGGUAUGGUGGUUAUCACACUCAAUCUGGAUAUGAACAACAGCAACAGGGGUACAACUCUGCUCCUCCUGCUUACGGAAAUGGAGGUGGCGGUCAAGUGGAUGCCAGCCAAGCACCGCCGCCUGCAGGCACUCAGCCACCAGCUAACCCUAACCCCAAUCCUGCUAGUUAUCCAGCACCUCAAGGAUCAGCUACUGCCGCUGCUGCUGCUCCUGCCCAAGGAGGAGGUUAUGGAAUUCCGACACCCCAAGCUGCUGCCGGUGGUUAUGGAACUCAGCCUGGUUAUGGUUAUGGUCCGCCUCAAGGUCAAAAGGGUGUUCCUGGUCAAUCAGGCUACGGGCAGUCCCCUAGUGGUGCUGCUGCUGCCCAAGUAGGAGGGUAUGGUCAAGGUUAUCCUCCACAAGCUGGUUAUGGGGCAGCACAAAGCGGGUAUGGAUCAGCAGCGUAUGGGGCUGCCCAAGCAGGUUAUGGACAGCAACAACCGGCGGCAGCGUAUAACAGUUCGUAUGGCGGUGCAGGUUCCCAGCCUCCUGCUUAUGGUGGUGAUGGCACGGGCGGUGGGGCAACACCACAGCCGCCUGCUCAGGGUGGGGCCAAACCUUCCCCCAAGAGUUAAAAAAGGGGUUUUGUUGGAAUAGUAGUAGUUAGUGGAUGAUCAGAUUAUGUAAUGUUUUUAAUGGAUUUCGACAUGAUUCUGUCUGGUAUGUCUUUUUAUAUGUUGUUGGAGACUCUUUUCACUA